Molecule: messenger RNA, 279 nt
Organism: Penicillium coprophilum
Lineage: Eukaryota; Fungi; Ascomycota; Eurotiomycetes; Eurotiales; Aspergillaceae
Exons: 2
Coding region: 1-279 (92 amino acids)
Source: RefSeq, a predicted model, not a curated record
AUGGACCAAUGGCAAAAAUGCCUCAAUUACAACUUCGGCCAGUGUGAAGGGGCCAAAGGAAGAGGCGAGAAAAUGGGACUAAAAGCAGGAAUCGACCGUGAAACAGAAGCAUCUUACCGUUGGCUAAGGCGAGGCUCGGAAGCUAAGCCAGGUCAAGCUCCACCGGCCAAGCGUCCUGAAAAAGGUCGUAUUCAGCGUUACACGGCGCCCUUGAAGCGGUUCUACAGUCGGCUGUGCGGUAUUCGCAGCACAGCUGGGCAUGGUGAUAGGCUGACGUGA